This is a messenger RNA of Vanderwaltozyma polyspora DSM 70294, 1263 nucleotides long. RefSeq names its product gluconeogenesis transcription factor RDS2 (gene RDS2). The record is from RefSeq and is a predicted model, not a curated record. The transcript has a single exon. Gene Ontology annotation, biological process: regulation of DNA-templated transcription. The coding region runs from base 1 to 1263 and encodes 420 amino acids. Lineage: Eukaryota; Fungi; Ascomycota; Saccharomycetes; Saccharomycetales; Saccharomycetaceae. Gene Ontology annotation, molecular function: RNA polymerase II transcription regulatory region sequence-specific DNA binding; DNA-binding transcription factor activity, RNA polymerase II-specific; zinc ion binding. Gene Ontology annotation, cellular component: nucleus.
AUGGUAGAAAGUGGUAAAGAACGUCGAAAGUCUUAUAAGGCUUGUGUGUUCUGUCGUAGAUCACAUUUGGUUUGUAAUGGACAGAGGCCUUGUGAACGGUGCAUCAAGAGAGAUAUCUCCCAUCUUUGCAACUAUGAGGAGCGUGGUAACAGUGCUAGUGUGGCGGAGAAUCUGAAUUUACGGAGUUCUGUUAUUUCAGCUGGUAUUUCAGAACCAACAAUGAUGCAUAUUUCUGAGUUUAAUGCAAAUUUGAAUUCCAAUAACAACAAUAACAAUAACCAGAAUAUUAUCGACAAGGCUUUAAGCGUUCAGGACGCUCAGUAUAAUUAUAACAAGGGGAGUAGUUUUAUAGCUCAGGAACCGGCCUUUGCAUCUCACAAUGCUGGGUCAGAGUUUAGUUCUUUAAAUGAGUUCUUGAGCCUUUUGCAAGAUCCACUAUUUCUAGAUGCUUCUAAUGUCAAUCAGGAAAGUGCUGGUCAACCUCAGAUAAUUUCUCAAAGUAUAGACCAAUCUAUGGCUGCAAAUGCUGUCGCUAAUACCGAUCAAACAAAUAAUGGCGAGCCUCCAUUUGGAGAAAAACCACCUGGUUUAGUACAUAGAGAUGGUGCAACCACUCCAAAGGAACACUUCUUUUUAACUGCAGCCGACCCUUCGACAGAUAUAUCAAUAGAGGAACGAUUGAAGUUAGUGAUCAAUACAAAAUUAGAAGCUGGUUUACUUCGACCUUAUGAUUAUGCCAAAGGUUACGAUAAAUUACACAAAUACAUGGAUAUGUACAUGAACCAAUCGUCCAAAGAACGUAUCCUUAAACCCCUAUCUACCAUAAGGCCUGCUUUUAGGGCUAUUGCUAAAUCGUUGAAAGAUGUCGAUUUAGUUCUGGUCGAAGAAAGUUUUGAAAGGAUGCUAUUAUCAUAUGACAGAGUGUUUACUUCCAUGAGUAUUCCUGCAUGUCUGUGGAGGAGAACCGGUGAAAUAUUUAGAGCCAACAAAGAGUUUGCUUCAUUGGUAGAUUGCACUGUUGAUGAUCUAAGAGAUGGAAAAUUAGCGAUAUAUGAACUAAUGACAGAGGAAAGCGCUGUUAACUUUUGGGAGAAAUACGGGUCCAUAGCGUUUGACAAAGGUCAGAAAGCAGUACUAACAAGUUGUAAUCUUCGUACAUUCGAUGGAAGGAGGAAACGACCUUGCUGUUUCAGCUUCACCAUUAGAAGAGAUAAAUACAACAUACCAAUUUGUAUUGUGGGUAACUUUAUUCCUAUAACUUGA